Molecule: messenger RNA, 621 nt
Organism: Paracoccidioides brasiliensis Pb18
Exons: 1
Coding region: 1-621 (206 amino acids)
Molecular function (GO): protein binding
Source: RefSeq, a predicted model, not a curated record
AUGACAGUUGCAGAAACACAAAACGAAAAGGCCCAGGUAAACCCUGAGGUUCAGCCCGUACAGAAGACAUGGAAGCAGCCUUCCCAUCCCGACACCAUAGCAAUCCGAUCCUCACCUGUUCUCGCCUCGAACUUGGGUUCCUCGACAGGGCCUUUAUUCAACCUCACCGCCGUUGCGAGCAGAGAUAUCCCAGCCAAUACUCUUCUCGCUAGGAACACCUCCACCACGCUCGCAUCAGCAAAGGACUACUCCACUGUCCAAAUCUCGCCAAGGGAGCAUAUCAGGCUGAACUCAGAUCUCCUAUACUGCAAUCACUCCUGUGACCCCAAUGUGCGUUUUGUAACGUCAACGCUAGCCACACCUAGCGGAGGGUUGGAAAAGCAGGUUGCCGGCGCGAUUGAGGUAUGGAGCAUCCGAGAUAUUCCGGCCGGAGAAGAGUUACGAUUCUUCUACCCAAGCACAGAAUGGGAAAUGGCACAGCCCUUUAAGUGCUCGUGCGGCGCAGAGAAAUGUCUCGGGUCGGUUGGCGGGGCUAAAAAUGUCCCUGUGGAGGUUUUGAGGAGAUACUGGCUCAGCGGGCAUAUUGAAUCUUUACUGGGUGAGAGAGAGGGUUCGAGUUGA